Messenger RNA from Salvia miltiorrhiza (redroot sage), 497 nucleotides. RefSeq names its product protein SENESCENCE-ASSOCIATED GENE 21, mitochondrial-like. The transcript has 2 exons. The record is from RefSeq and is a predicted model, not a curated record. The coding region runs from base 142 to 411 and encodes 89 amino acids. NCBI's taxonomy places the organism in Eukaryota, Viridiplantae, Streptophyta, Magnoliopsida, Lamiales, Lamiaceae.
UACAACUCAAAAUUCCCCUCUAUCUCAUUAUCUAUGUAUAAAUAAACCAUUUCCCUUUUAAACCCUAGAAACUCUAUACAAACAUAUACUUAUUAUAAUAUAUAUCAUCAGCCACCAUCUACAUUUUUUUGGUCUGCAACUAUGGUGAAGAUUUUGAGCAGCCUUUUCUUGACGAGGAGAGCAUACUCCGUCACAGCGGAGAAUGUAAGAGUCGGGCUGAUGGCACCGGCCAUUAGAAAGGCGGCGACGGUAGAGGCCGAGGGCAACACGGUGGCUAAAGAAGCAUUUUGGAUGAGAGAUCCCAACACAGGAAACUGGAUACCUGAGAAUCACUUCGGAGAAGUUGAUGUUGCAGAACUCAGAUCCAAGCUCCUCUCCAAGAAGACCACUUCCUCAUCACCCUCUAACUGAAUAAUUGUCGAUAUAUAAUACUUAUAUGGAUGAAUUAUCAUUUUCUGUCUCCAAUCAUCACUAUCAUAAAAGAUGCACUUACUAUU